Messenger RNA from Ogataea polymorpha, 2544 nucleotides. RefSeq lists its product as uncharacterized. Gene Ontology annotation, molecular function: calcium-activated cation channel activity. The record is from RefSeq and is a predicted model, not a curated record. Gene Ontology annotation, cellular component: plasma membrane. Bases 1 to 2544 code for a protein of 847 amino acids. NCBI's taxonomy places the organism in Eukaryota, Fungi, Ascomycota, Pichiomycetes, Pichiales, Pichiaceae. The transcript has a single exon.
AUGCUGGAGAAUUCAGAUGAGCCUCCUCUUUUUGACCCUCGGCGCCAGACACAGACGCUGUUCAAGGUGCAGUUGUACUUCUGUUCCAUCUUGGGUCUAGUGAUUUUCCUCACUUUCUGUCUGGUCAGAUACAAGUUUCCCCUGUUAUAUUCCGUGCGUCCGUAUCGCAACAAGAUGAUACGCAGGCUCCCCAAAAGCUUUUUUGGCUGGAUCAAGGUUCUCCAUUCGAUCUCAGGAGACGAAAUAAUCCAGGUUGCCGGGCUUGACGCUUACGUGUUUCUGUGUUUCUUUCGCAUGGGAAUACGGAUUUUUUGUACCAUGACUGUUGCCGGAUUGCUGGUUCUGAGUCCCGUGAGGUAUCUAUUGACCGGUAAGUUUGAUAAGGAAAUGACCAAACUGCAGCUAUUUUAUGGCAUAAUGACGGGAUCAGCCAAAACAGCUGCCAAACAUGACGAUUCAGAACCGACAGGAUACCUGGUGGUGUGCACGAUCUUCACGUACAUCUUCACAAUAACUGUUUUCUUUUUCCUUUUCAAAGAGACUCUGCACAUCAUCAAAACCAGGCAACGCUGUCUGGGCUCGCAACGGUCGGUUACGGACCGAACAAUCGUGAUCUCCCAUAUUCCUGACUCGCUGAAAAACGAAGAGGCCUUGAAAUCGCAUAUCGAGACCUUGGGGGUCGGUAACGUUGAGAAAGUCACGCUUGUUUAUGACUACACGAAAUUGCGAAUUUUGUUUGACCGUCGCGCAGAGAUAGUGCACAAGCUGGAGCAGCUGUACUCAAUUUAUUAUGGACUCGAGGUUCACAUUUUCAAGGACGUGGAAACCCCGUCUGCGAAACUGAAGUCGGACCUGCUGAGCCAGGAGCUUGAUCUGGAUGCCUCUGUGCCGCUCCCUAAGGCUUACGACUCGAAGAAAAGAGAAAAGAAGUGGCCUACUGGCAGAAUUGCUGCGUUUGGCCCCAAAAUUGAUCUCUUUGACUACUAUUGCCAGGAACUCAUCCAGAUAGAUCAAAACAUUAAGGUGUUGCGCGAGAAGGGGGAUUUUAAGCCCAUUCCUUUGGCAUUCGUGACAAUGGACUCUGUCAGUGACGCCCAGAUGGCUGCGCAAGCCGUCUUCUCGCCUAGAGCAUUCCAGCUCAUCACCUGCCUAGCACCGGCUCCUUUGGACGUCAACUGGGACAACUUACAUCUCAGCUCGAAAUCCGUAUUCAUUAGAAAGAAUAUCGUUGAACUAAUCAUCAUCGCUUUUAGCAUCUUGCUCAUUAUACCUAUUCGGUAUCUGUCUUCGCUGCUUAACGUUAACGCUAUCAAAAGGAUAUGGCCCGAAUUUGGUGAUUAUCUGAUCAAGCAUGAAAUUCUCAGAACCAUUGUGACCGGUAUUUUGCCCACCUACUUGUUUACGCUGAUCAACAUCGCGCUCCCAUACGUUAUUUCCUUCCUCUCCAAUUUGCAAGGUCUGGUUUCCAAAGGCGACGUUGAUCUUUCAAUAACCCGCAAGAACUUCAUGUACAUUUUCUUCAAUUUGUUUCUAGUGUUCACUCUGUUUGGUACUCUGUCUAGCUACAAGGCUUUGUUAUCCGAUACUACGAAAAUUGCGCCUUUGCUGGCGACCUCGAUCAAAAGUCUCUCACUGUUCUACAUUGAUUUGAUCCUGCUGCAGGGUCUGGUUAUGUUUCCGGUCAAGCUGCUCCAGACAGGAGAUCUCGUGUAUAUUUUUUGGGAGUACGUUUUGCGUCACUCGUGGCAGACUCCUAGAAGCUACAGAGACCUCUUUUACAAGCCCGCAAUAUUUGAGGUUGGGCUCAUUUUGCCCCAGCAUCUGCUCAUUUUCAUCAUCACCAUCAUCUACUCUGUGAUCUCUACGAAAAUUCUCACCUCGGGCAUGGUGUACUUUGUUAUUGGAUACUAUGUCUACAAGUAUCAGCUUGUGUACUCUAUGGUCCAUCCAUAUCACAGUACAGGGAAGUUGUGGCCCAUAGUGUUCCACAGGGUGUGUCUGGGGAUGUUAUUUUUCCAGCUGCAAAUGCUUGGCACCCUGGCAUUGGAGCAGUCGUUUGUGCUUGCUGCGCUAGUCGUGCCUCUGCUACCGAUGACGGUUGUGGUGGUUCUCUUCUUCAACCGCAAUUACCUGCCGUUGCUCUUCUACAUUGCUCUAGACGCGAUAAAAACCUCGGGCGAGUCUGCAGAGACGGACGACUCCGAUGAACUUGGCUCUUUUCUUAGCUCCUCCGACGGGGCUGGCGGCAAAUCACGGUCCAGACGCAAGUCUGUGGUCAUGCGCACUCCAUCAGAAUCUCCAAGUCCUUCGCAUACAGAUCCUGAAGCUCUUUCUGUACAUGUGGUGCGCAAACGCAGGAGCACAAUUGAUGAGGCGCGCGAGGCAUGUCAGAGCUACAUAUAUCCAUUGUUGAAGGAGCAGCUGGAUGGUCCCUGGGUCGGGUUCGAGGGCGACGACAUCGACGUUGUCAGGUACUACGCUACUGAGUCUCAGAUCGUUUUGGACAUUGUCAGACAGAAGGUGUCUUCUAUUGAGUACGACUAA